AUGAGUGAUGCGGCAAUAAGUAGAGUCAAUCACGUGGCAUCAGCAGUUGAUUCAACGGUUGAUGUUGCCGGAACAACAAACAGUCGGGCUGGAGAAUCAACGAGUCAACCGCAACACCACAGCGAAGCAGGAUCGCAUCAUGCAACAGCUCCUCUGGAGGCAUUCAGCGCAGAUUCAAAUACUACUGAUGUACCGUUACCAUCUGAAUUGAAACGAUUAUUGCACGAAGUAGCGAAAACAAGCGCCUGCCCUUGGUUGUCUUGGGAUCAAGAAAUGUCAAUCUCAGUACCACCGUCUACUUCUUUGGCGCUCGCAUCCAAACCAUCAGCGAGGCAAUUUCCCAGAGCAUCACAGGGACCCCCUCGGAAAAAGCACAGAAAUGGAGUGCACAAAAACGGGAAAAGAAGGUCUUCGGAGACCCCACUGAAAAGUGCAAGUUCCCGCAAGCGUCCAUUAGGUUUUGUAAGAACCAGUCCCCCCGCAGUGGCGACCAAUUCCAACAACAUUUCGUCGGCGCUGAGUUCGGUGGGCAGUGGACGCACCUCUGGAAGUGAGCCCGACAAUGAUUCCACACAUUACGAAUGCGACUCCGAAGGCACCUCUACCACUUCCAACAGCGAAAUGAGUGUGGAACGCCUGCGGAAAUCACAGUUCCUACUCCAGCAACAACAGCAAUCGAAAAGUCACAGAACGAGUAUUGCAUCGAUGGAAUCCCACAAUGAAACGUUGUCGCCCUAUCCAUACAAAACCUUACAAGAGGCCUUUCGAACCGCCCUCGCGAUUGUUCUGGAUCACUUUUACAGACACCGGGGUGGGUACAAACCAUCUGCAACCGAGAAAGUUGUCAAAUGGAACGACGAGGAAAAGAAAGCACAGGCACAACCGGCGGAAGCGGUAUACCAGCAGCGACGCCAACGGUUACUAAAUAUGUUAGAGUCGUCAGAUACCGGGGUGUCAUUUCGGCGGCAAGAAGCGGUUGUCGGUAGUACUACUAGCAGCGGCGCUCCAUUUACCAUUCAACGAAUUGCUGAAGUUUUGCUAUCACCUGAUCGAUACUAUACACAAACACACAAGCUUUGUAAUUGCUUGGAAAAGCUACUAUUAGUAAGGUCUUCAUCGGAGGCAUUUGGAGGGAGUACGGGAGGCGACACUUCACAGAGUCGAAGAGAAGAACGGGAAAUGGCAGCACUUGCUGAUGAAAAGGGGCGACAGGAUUUUGCAUUGCGCCAUAGGCGUUUGAAACUGGGAGUCCCAUCUCCUACCAACGACAACAAUACUGAUUCGAUGCAAGAUGGUGUUGCCAAGGGGGGGAUGCCAAAGGACGAAAGUGGUCUAAACGAAAAUGGCAAACGAACAAUGUCCAAAGACAAGAAACUGCCCGCGUAUUAUGGACUGAGUGAAGCAGCACAAGGGAAGAAGGCUGACAAGGUGACAUUCGAAGAUGCUACUCGAGAGCAAUUGGAGGCUGCCGCACGAGCAUCAUUGCGGAACAAGUUUGAUCAUGUUGGAAUUGAUCCUCAUCAUCAUUCACAAGACCGAGAUGUCUUGGCCAUGAGUGAAAGCAGACGAAUGACGAAUUCUCCUCCGCCGCCUAGUUUGGCGAUGCCUCCAGCACCUGCUAGUAUUGGUUUGCCAGGGCAUCCCGGGUCGCCAGGUGGUUUUUCACGGCAACAUCAUCAUCAUGGAGAUCAGGCCGGGGAUAAUCAUUUAGCAAGGGUUCCGUCACCUAUUUUGUUCUCUCCUGGUAACGAGACAUCACUACACGCCGCUGCAGCUGCGCCUACCAACAUGCACAUGCUGCAAAUACAGCAUGCCGUAGGCUUGAGCGGGGUCUCACUUGCAAGAGGGACACCGUCUUCAUUGGAGCUGAUGGGGAUUGAUGGGGCGGUGCGACAGCAAAGUAAUUUGGCGAAUUCUGUAGACAAUACCGACGGUCGAUCUUCUGCAUCCAACUCUGACGUCGACUCGGAAUCCGACGAUAUAUCAUUGGAUGACUCGGCUUCGGAUCGAAGUGAUAGCUCGGAUUCAGGGUCAGUGACUCAUUACGAACCGUACACAGCUGCACGAGCCAUGGCUUUGAACCGAAUGCAGCAACAACAACGGCUACAUAGUCGAGUAUUGACAUCCAUUAACACGCAGCAACCAGAAGGCUUUCGACUACCUGCAGACUCCGAGUACCAAAGCGGAGAUAGUAUUGAUUCCACACGUGCAGAAGAUUCGGGGGGAAGUGAUUCGUCAUUCAGUGACAUGGCGGAUUAG
Molecule: messenger RNA, 2259 nt
Organism: Cylindrotheca closterium
Lineage: Eukaryota; Bacillariophyta; Bacillariophyceae; Bacillariales; Bacillariaceae
Source: the annotation of a GenBank genome assembly